AUCUUUCUUAGCAGGAUGCAUGAUGCAUUCACUCUGCUGAUACGGUGUUGAUACAGUAUGGAAUGCGCAGAUAGAAUCAAACAUAAACAUGGGAUACUGUUACGAACUGUAGUGUUGUUUUAUAUUUUUUAUGGAUAUAAAAGUCUAUAUUUUACUUUAAAGUCUAUUUUCAUAAAGGUCUUGCUUUGAACAAAACGUAUUAGCAGAGUGUGAGACUAUUUGAUACUUCGACAUAAAGCUUCAAGAGUAAGGUCAAGCAUAGCACUUCAACAAUGUCAUUGUUGAACGGAACAGCCCUACUAGACAUGCCAUAUAAUACAAAAACAGAUUUAUAUGAUAACAGUACACUAAACCUCACUGCAUCAGAUACACAACCUAAUUUGCAUCAAUUUGUGGCUGUAUUUGUACCACUGGUAUGGGGAAUUUUAGUUGUUUUGGGUGCUCUAGGGAACGCGCUUGUUAUCUACACGCUGAUCAGACACGGGGGUAAAAAUGCUGCAAACUAUUUUAUCAUAAAUCUGGCUAUUUCUGACUUUACAUUUAUUGUGAUUGUCGUUCCGUUCACAGCCACGCUAUAUGCACUUCCGGCAUGGAUAUUUGGUGAUGGCAUGUGCAAGAUCACAAUGUACAUGAUCUAUGUUACGCUACAUGCAACAUGUCUGACACUGAUGGCGAUGUCUAUUGACCGUUACUAUGCCAUUGUUUAUGCCCUCAAGUCCAGGAGUUGGAGGACAACGCAGGUAUCCCUGAUCGUAUGUCUUAUUGUAUGGUUAGGUAUGUAAAAUGUCAAUUCGUUCUAAAUAGGAGAUGUUAAUGUGACAGUUAUCUAACAUCAGACCAUUGUGAUAGUUUAGCUAUAUUUCUGUCCAUGUUAUAUCAAAGACUUCUUUGCAAGCUUGA
Messenger RNA from Mercenaria mercenaria, 900 nucleotides. RefSeq names its product G-protein coupled receptor 54-like. NCBI's taxonomy places the organism in Eukaryota, Metazoa, Mollusca, Bivalvia, Venerida, Veneridae. The coding region runs from base 273 to 782 and encodes 169 amino acids. Gene Ontology annotation, biological process: neuropeptide signaling pathway. Gene Ontology annotation, cellular component: membrane. The transcript is spliced from 3 exons. The record is from RefSeq and is a predicted model, not a curated record. Gene Ontology annotation, molecular function: G protein-coupled peptide receptor activity.